AAAACACCUUCGACAGAGAGACGUUAGAAUAUACACACCCAAUUUUUCUUUAUUUUCGAAAACAAGCAAAAAUAAAAGCAAUGGGUGGUGGUGGAGCUGGAGCUGGUUCAGACAUUGCACUGCCUCCCGAGAAGGUGAAGAUUGUAGCCACAUGUUUGGUGGUUGCGGUUGGCGUAUCCCUCUUAGGGUUAUAUCUCAAGUCCAGCGCCGAAUGGAGGUCUAAUUGGUCAUUAUCUUUAAACAACAACAAGAAGAAGAAGCCAAUUCGAGUGUACAUGGACGGCUGUUUCGACAUGAUGCACUACGGACACUGCCACGCCCUCCGCCAAGCACGCGCCCUCGGAGAUCAAUUGGUGGUGGGCGUUGUUAGCGUCGACGAAAUUAUAGCCAAUAAAGGUCCUCCAGUGACACCUGUCCAUGUAAGGAUGAUUAUGGUGCAUGCGGUGAAAUGGGUGGACGAGGUGAUUUCAGAUGCGCCAUACGCUAUAACUGAAGACUUCAUGAAGAAGCUUUUUGAUGAAUAUAAUAUUGAUUAUAUUAUUCACGGCGAUGAUCCUUGCGUCCUCCCUGAUGGCACCGAUGCUUAUGCGCUCGCUAAGAAAGCUGGCCGUUACAAACAGAUUAAGCGCAGUGAAGGCGUUUCCAGCACGGAUAUCGUUGGUCGCAUGCUUCUGUGUACUCGAGAGAGAUCCAUUAGUGACAACCACAAUCAAUCGUCAUUGCAAAGGCUGUUUAGCCAUGGGCACAGCCAGAAACUUGAAGACAGUGGAUCUGGAAGUGGAACUCGGGUUUCUCAUUUCCUUCCUACUUCACGCAGAAUUGUACAAUUCUCCAAUGGCAAGGGGCCAGGGCAGGAUGCUCGCAUAGUUUAUAUUGAUGGUGCGUUUGACCUCUUCCAUGCUGGACAUGUCGAGAUUCUCAAGCUUCCUCGAGCACUUAGAGAUUUUCUUGUUGAAAUACACAAUGAUCAGAUAGUCAGUUCUAAAAGAGGAGCACACCGUCCUAUUAUGAAUCUUCAUGAAAGAAGUUUAAGUGUGUUGGCAUGUCAAUAUGUGGAUGAGGUGAUUAUAGGUGCUCCAUGGGAAGUAUCUAAAGACAUGAUCACAACCUUCAACAUCUCUUCAGUUGUCCAUGGGACAGUUGCAGAGAACAAUGACUUUCUGAAGGAAAAAGACAAUCCUUAUGUUGUGCCAAUCAGUAUGGGUAUCUUCCAAGUUUUGGAUAGUCCUUUGGAUAUUACAACCACUACGAUAAUUAAGAGGAUUGUAUCAAAUCAUGAAGCAUAUCAGAAACGUAAUCAGAAGAAGGCAGCAAGUGAGAGGAGGUAUUAUGAGGAUAAAGCUUAUAUAUCUGGUGAUUGACUCUACGCCAAGCCUUAUGGGUUGUUGACUGAUCGUUUACGUAGUUAGUGGUACCGCUAUAAAGAAGUUACCUGAGCACCAACAUCACAUGCGGCCCUAUAAGGUUGUGAUUUGUGGUCGAGAUCACAUGCUAUUAUUUGCUUCUUUGUCAGGCAAAUGAUCUCUUGGAAUUAGAUCCAGGAUACCAUUAGCAAAAUUGAGGAGCUGGAUUGUUGAGUUUUUUAAGAAAUCCACUCGGGCAUUAUCUGAGGCACUCUUGGUUGGACGUUCAUAUUUGUUACAAGUGAUCGGAUAUAUAUGUUGCCCUUAUGCUGUACCUAAACGCAGGCCUAGGUUGGGAUUUUAAAGAAUGUAAUUCUUCCCUUCUCUCU
Molecule: messenger RNA, 1732 nt
Organism: Populus euphratica (Euphrates poplar)
Lineage: Eukaryota; Viridiplantae; Streptophyta; Magnoliopsida; Malpighiales; Salicaceae
Product: ethanolamine-phosphate cytidylyltransferase-like
Exons: 8
Coding region: 81-1361 (426 amino acids)
Biological process (GO): phosphatidylethanolamine biosynthetic process
Cellular component (GO): cytoplasm
Molecular function (GO): ethanolamine-phosphate cytidylyltransferase activity
Source: RefSeq, a predicted model, not a curated record